Molecule: messenger RNA, 723 nt
Organism: Parasteatoda tepidariorum (common house spider)
Lineage: Eukaryota; Metazoa; Arthropoda; Arachnida; Araneae; Theridiidae
Source: RefSeq, a predicted model, not a curated record
AUGUAUAUAUUAGCCGAUUAUUGUUCAAAAUCGGCAAUCGCAGUUGACCCAGUGGAACCAGAAAAAGUUUUUCGUGUCUUAGAUUCAAAAAACAUUUCUCUUAAAGCUGUCCUUACCACACAUCAUCACUUAGAUCACGAUGGAGGAAAUGAAACAAUCGCCACAUGUUCAAAAAAUACACCAAUUUACGGUGGUGACAAAAGAAUAAAGGCUAUGACGCACAUACUAUCACAUUCAGAAGAAUUCCAUAUUGGAGAACUGAAUAUAAAGUGUUUACAUACCCCUUGUCACACUAGUGGUCAUGUGUGUUAUUUUACAGAAGCUGGCAACUUAGGUCAUAUAUGUUUCACUGGGGAUACUUUAUUUGUUGGAGGGUGUGGUAGAUUUUUCGAAGGUACGGCAGCUCAUAUGCUAAAGUCAUUGAAUAUCUUGGGGUCAUUACCAUUAAAUACUAAAAUUUAUUGUGGUCAUGAAUACACUAUGAGUAACUUGAAAUUUGCAUUAUCUGUAGAGCCUGAUAAUAAAGAUGCUUUAACUAAACUGAAAGUGAUUGAAGAAAAAUUAAAGAAAGGAGAGCAUUCUGUACCAUCCUGUAUUGAAGAUGAGUUGAAAUAUAAUCCAUUUAUGAGGACAAGUGAAAAGUCUGUACAGCAAUAUACUAAUCAAGCUGAUCCUAUUUCAGUAAUGAAAGUUCUUAGAGAAAAGAAAGAUGCAUUUAAAUAA